Messenger RNA from Morchella importuna, 498 nucleotides. RefSeq lists its product as uncharacterized. The coding region runs from base 1 to 498 and encodes 165 amino acids. The transcript has 5 exons. The record is from RefSeq and is a predicted model, not a curated record. NCBI's taxonomy places the organism in Eukaryota, Fungi, Ascomycota, Pezizomycetes, Pezizales, Morchellaceae.
AUGCCAAGUAAAGCAAUCUUAGUCACUAACUCUGGGCGUACAAAGGCAAAAUUCGGGACCAGCAAAUUCCUGCUCGAUAAUUACUCAUCAAUCAACGCAUAUAUUCUCCUCCCUAUUCCCAUUCUCUCCCCUACAUGGACAAUAUCCGCUGGAAUCAUAGGAACCCAGGGGAAAGAAAUAGACCAGCUAGAAGAGCUGCCCUUGCCGAAACAGCUGCACGUCAGCUACUACAACCAAACCAGGACUAGGCCAACGCUUGUCUGUAAUUACAGACUUAAGUUUGACCAUAGCUUCCACUGGUAUCAAAGAGCGGGGUCUUUACCGGAGCUCCCCUCUCGGCCUUCCUCAACCGCUGCCCUCACGAUUUUCUUAUUCCAGAGCUGGCGGGGAGCUUCGAUUUUCACAUACCGAUACGUCCCCCGAAGCCCUGCGGGAUGCCCAUUUUGCAUCAUUUUCAAGCAAAACAUAGCCACCACCAAGGGUACCUGUCAUUCAUAA